Fusarium musae is the source of this 1701-nucleotide messenger RNA. RefSeq lists its product as uncharacterized. Gene Ontology annotation, molecular function: CoA-ligase activity. Gene Ontology annotation, biological process: secondary metabolic process. The record is from RefSeq and is a predicted model, not a curated record. NCBI's taxonomy places the organism in Eukaryota, Fungi, Ascomycota, Sordariomycetes, Hypocreales, Nectriaceae. Bases 1 to 1701 code for a protein of 566 amino acids. The transcript has 2 exons.
AUGGUCUUUGAGUCAAAGUUUCCCAAGGUUGACCCGCCCUCCACGGACGUGUUCAACUUCAUCUUCAACACUGCUCGAGAGAAGUAUCCCAAAGACAAAGUCUUAUACCGGGUCCACAACACAGGAGAGACUUUGACUCUGGGAGAACUUGAGAACAAGAGCUUGCGACUGGCUAGCGUUCUUGUAAAGAAGUAUGGAAUCAAGCCUAAUAAUGUCAUUGCAUUCUUAGCCAACAACUCAAUAAACUAUCCUAUUGCUUUUUUUGCAGCGCUGGCAGCUGGAGCUACAAUCUCCCCAAUUCCUGUUCAGCAAGGACUUGAUGCUCUGGCAAUUAUUCCCAGACUCGAACAAGCUGAUGCCAAGUUGAUCAUAACUGACUCCGGCCUGGCAUCUAUCACAAAGCCGGCAGCUGAAGCCUUCAAUGGGAUUCCUCUGAUCAGCCUCGAUGAUUCUUCUGACGGAAUCAGCAACAUUGAGGAUCUGCUGACUGAAGAAAAUGAGCUCUUCACUGGUUUCAGGCUCUCCACCCACGAGGAAACUGAGCAGCACUAUGCUUUCAUUUACCGUACCAGCGGAUCAUCGGGCAAUGUGAAGUCAUUCCUCACAACCCAUGCUCACUGGGCUGCCAAUUUACUCACCACUCGCCUGACCGUACCCUCCGACACAGAUCCGGAGAAAGAUGUUUGGCUGUCCUCUCUACCCUUCGCCUAUGGAAUUAACGCAAAGCUCAACCUUGGUCUGAACAUCCUCCUUGGUAUCCCAGUCAUAAUUCUUACUCAGCCUUUCGACCAAUCCACUUUUCAUCUCAUUGACAAAUAUGCCAUUACCUUCCUCUUCGUCACUCCACCUCUCGCAGCCCAGAUUGCAAAGUCUGAGAAGGUUGGGGUCACCUACAAGAGCAUCAAAUGGCUUCUAUCUGCUGGAGCUCCUGUUCACACAAAGAUUCGGGAUGCCGUUCAAGACAAAUUCAAUGGUGUUCGCCUAACUCUCGAAUGGGGAACGACAGAAACUCUCCUUAUCACCCUCCAGGUCGAUGAGGCCUCCUCUGUACCCGGAUCAAGUGGUACUCUUGUCCAUGGCUUCGAAGCAAGGGUUAUUGAUAUCGAGACUGGCAAGGACCUUGGCCACAACGAACAGGGAGAGAUCCUUGUGAGGAAUACACUUGCUCGCUUUGCCGGCUACAAGGACAAUGACGAGGCCAACAAGGACUUUGACGCUGAUGGCUGGUUCCACUCUGGUGACGUCGGCUACGUUGACGAGAACUCCAAUGUCUUUAUCGUUGACCGGCUGAAAGAGCUACUCCGUGUCGGCGAUGGCUACGGUACUCACGCUUCAGCGUCUGAGUUCGAGGCUAUCCUCUUUGAUCACCCCGCCGUAGCAACAGCUGUCGUAGUGGGUAUCCGCGACCAAGAGACGCAACAGGAGCAUCCUACGGCAUUUGUUGUGCUUCAGCCAGACGCGACACCAAGCCACGAUUUAAAGCCUGAGGAACGGUCUUCGGCUUUGGAUAACCUGGCUAAGGAGCUGGAGGGAUAUGUUGAGACAAAGCUGGGCAAGUUCAAGAGGCUCUCGGGUGGUGCAUUUUUCGUGGAGAAGUAUCCUUAUGUUGGUUAUAAGAUUAAUAAGAGGAGGCUGAAAGAGCUCGUGCAUGUUGGGCCGUUUUCGGGUAGCUUUGCACGAUGGAUUGAUGCCGCAGCUUAG